Molecule: messenger RNA, 894 nt
Organism: Blepharisma stoltei
Lineage: Eukaryota; Ciliophora; Heterotrichea; Heterotrichida; Blepharismidae
Source: the annotation of a GenBank genome assembly
AUGAAUUAUUCUAACGAUUUUCAAAGCGAGCUCAGAUGAAGAAAUAUUGUUGAUGCUGAAGGGCAAAAAAAAGAUUUUAAUUAUCCAUGGAACAUGAAGUACCCAUACCAACAAAAAAAUUCGAGGAGCUCAGAUAUUAGCUAUAGAUCUGACUCUUCAAGAUCAACUGUAAAGGCAAGACCUGAUAAAAUAAACAUCCCAAUAACUGCAAGGUUCCAAGAAAGCCUAAAAGAUAGAGCAAAAAGCGUAAAACGCAAUGAAAGAUCAAUUAUAACUGAAAGGUUGUCAAAUGCUUAUCCGAACUGCGAAAUAGAUUCCGCGAAAAAGGAACUAUUUAAUAGUAAAUUUGAAAGAACAAGCCCGCUUAAAAAAGAAUUCUUUGAAAAAGAAAACAUAUCAGUUUUACCUUCAAAAUACUUAGAUAACACACAAGAAACUUACAACUUUUCAUCGAGUCCUAAUACCGAUGCAAUGAAAAGUUUUCUAUCUUCUAUCGGUUCAAACGCUGCUGAAGACGAGAGUUUCGUUUCAAGCAGACUAGAUUAUGGAAAAUUGAAGUAUAGAAACGGAGUUAGAAAAAUGAAUCAAUUUUUAGGCCAAAGAAAUUGUUAUGGAUUCGACUCUGAGAAUAGAAGCCCAAAUGGAGAUUUGGCUGAAUUAAGAAAUAGCGACAGAAUUUUGAGAGAAAUUAAUUUAGAAGAAAAAUACAAUAGGAAUACUGAUUUAGAGAUGACAAUAGACACAAGCAUGAAGGGUGAUUUUAGCCCAUUUAAAGCAAAUAAUGUUAGCCAUUUGUCAAAUGCACUAGACAAAUUUAUAGCAGGAGUUUCCCAAGUAGAGGAUGAGCUAAAAGACUUAAAAAGGGCUGCUUUUGGAAAAAGCUCAUUUGAUUAA